Adineta ricciae is the source of this 1305-nucleotide messenger RNA. The record is from the annotation of a GenBank genome assembly. NCBI's taxonomy places the organism in Eukaryota, Metazoa, Rotifera, Eurotatoria, Adinetida, Adinetidae.
AUGGCCGCAUUAAUCGUUGAUGGAUGUGUAAAUAUCGAACGAGAAAAAGCAAAUCUGCUUUGCUUAAUCAAAUUGACGUUGAAUACAUUGAUUGAUCAAUCUUCAUCAACACCAAUCGCGCCCGCGCUCGACGAUCGAAGUAGAGAUUUUUCGUAUGCGAGUUCUAUAGGAAGUUGGUUAACUAGUCGAUCAUAUUUCUGGGAUUUUAUUCGGCCGGCAUGUAUUGGUUCUUGUCGCCAGUCAAUUAUUGAGCGAGUGGAAGAAGUAUCGAACUCCCGAUGUGCAAGGGACAAGGGUCGAGCAUGGCUUAAAUUUGCUUUAAUGGAAAAGAAAUUAUCUGAACUUUUAAAAUUAGUCAUAUCCGAUUGUCAUCUUGUCCGAAAAUACUAUCACGAUGAUUCGAUUAUGACUUCAUCUCAAGCGUUUAUUAUAUGUGAUCAAUUAGCGGCUUUGAAUACACUAGAUUUCAGUUUUUGUUUCAAACAAGACGGCCCGAUUAUUGCGCCAAUCAUGAUGAAUGAUUCCGAAAUUGAUGUCAUCGAUCUGACGCCAUUUCUAUCUUAUAAACCCAAACAAAUGAAGCCAUUAUUCACGGGUCAGAUUAGUAAUGAAGAAAAUAAGCAACCAUCGUCGAUGAAUUCGGCAGAUUGCGAGGUGAUUGCGUUAGAGAAACACAAACUCGAAGUUGAACAGAGAAAAUAUUUUGAAGAGCUGCUCAGAUAUCGUGAUCAAGAAUUGCAUCAAUUAAAAGUUCGAUAUGAAACUCUGCAAGGUGAACGAGAAAGUGAAGUCCUACAGAUGGAAAAUAUCAUUCUUGAACUUCAACUCGAAUUACGAACUGCUCGAGAUGAAGUCGAACUUCGCCGCAAGAAAACUCAGUAUAUUGGUUCGACCACCCCACCCAAAAAUCUCUCGACAUCAGACAGUCAAAAACCCACACCUGUCAAUGAUUCUAGAACGAUCUCCAUUGAACUUGAAGAAUCGAUCAAUAAAAGGUCGUCCGCUAGUUCGAUCUAUUCUUCAUCCAAUCGUUCCAGUCAAUCGAUCACUACCACCAAUACUGAUGAUGAUCAAUAUGAACUCGUUCGUAAACUUUCCUCGAAUCUUCUCAAUCCUCAGAACGAUUUGGCCCCUGAAGUCAAAUCCCUAUCAAGUCCCGAAAUGAUUUCGUCAGUAACAUCAUUCAGCGAUGAAGAAGAUCAACAAAAGCAAGUACAAACACUAACUACAACUACUCCUGAAAAAGAAAAUACAGCUCUCAACGGAUCUAGUCAACACCUUCCUGCGAAAGUAACAGUUAAAUAA